UCUCAUUUAAAGAUUAAUUUAAUUAGACACCCAAAGCUCUUCCUUUCUUUCUUUUUUCACCCAAUUUCCAUUUCAUUUGACCCUGCCCAUGACCUCUUCUUUAAGAAUAGUUGGGUAAACCCCCUGACCAUGGUUGGUAUUGUCUCCCCCUCCCCUCCCUCCCCUUCCCUUCCUUUUCUCCUUCCUUCAGUCCUCCUCUUCUUGCUUUGGUAAACCACUUUCUGAUUUAGCCCAAACGAGCUCCCAAAAUCUUGAUUAGAGAGAAACAGGAAGAGGCAGAAAUGACGACCCACCCACUUGUUCCAUAACUAUCCAUGAAGACCCACCCACUUGUUUCAUAACCCUCCACCUUGCCCCUCUCUCUCUCUCCCCUCUCUCUCUCUCUCUGCUCUGUGCAUUCGUAUUUUGUCUCCCGCAUUGUCUGUCAUUCUCGCUCGAGUAAAGGGAGACAGAGACGAGAGCGUUGAGAGAGAUCCUUGAGGGGCCCCAGAUGAGAAGAUCACCUCCUUCCUCCUCCUGCUCCUCUUCCCCAUCGUCCUCGUCCUCUUCAUCGGCUUCUUGCGUUGUUGGGUCUGGUAGCCCUCAUGACAUAGCCGAGAAGCCCAAGAGGAAGCGCUCCAGGAAAGUUCAGAAUCUGAAUUCCUCGCCUGACGAUCAAUCCCAGAAUGCCAACAGCCCAAGCUCCGCCCGGAGAAGCUCCAUUUACAGAGGAGUCACCAGGCACAGAUGGACAGGGAGGUUCGAAGCCCACCUCUGGGACAAGAGCUCUUGGAACAAUACACAAAACAAGAAAGGACGACAAGUUUAUUUGGGCGCUUAUGAUAACGAGGAAGCGGCUGCUCACACCUACGACCUUGCCGCCCUGAAGUACUGGGGACCGGACACGAUCUUGAAUUUCCCGAUAGAUGGGUACGAGAAGGAGCUCGAGGAAAUGCAGAAUGUCUCCAAGGAGGAGUACCUCGCGUCGCUGCGGCGACGCAGCAGUGGUUUUUCCAGAGGGGUCAAGUACCGCGGCGUAGCCAGGCAUCAUCACAAUGGGAGGUGGGAGGCUAGAAUUGGGCGAGUUCUUGGCAACAAGUAUCUCUACUUGGGUACCUACAAUACACAAGAGGAGGCGGCAGCAGCGUAUGAUAUGGCGGCCAUCCAAUACCGAGGAGCAAAUGCGGUGACCAACUUCGACAUUAGCAAUUACGUCGAACGCCUUAAGAAGAAAGGCGUCCACAUCGACCUACCGCAGCCCCAAGCGACGCCAGCUGAUCCUCCCAAAUCACAACAAAUGCAGUGUGUCAUUGUUCACGAUGACCCGACACCACCGACGACUCUCAAACAAGAAAAGCUACAGCAACCGGUCCUCCGGUAUGCCGAUGACCUCGACCUCGGCCCGUCUCCCAAUUGCAUGGACAUGGACUCCUCUGGCAUGAUGGACUCAACCAAUGACCGGGAGCUCGCUCCCUGGAGCUUCUGCAUGGACGUGAUCGGGCUCAACCCAUUGCCAGUCCCGAACCUCAUGAUCGAGAAGGGCGGGGAGCUGCCAGAUUUGUUCGGCGAGCGGGGUUUCGAGGAUGACAUCGACUUGAUAUUCGGAGGGGAUGGUGGGGUGGUGGAGAUGGAAGGGAAUGUGGUGGAGGGCAAUGAUGGGCAAGGGAUGAUGUUGUUGUGUGAGAGAUCGUCAUCCUCCCCAUCUUCUUCAACAACUUUUGUUUCUUGUGACUACAGUAGCGUUUGAAGGUCCUCUCUGUUUUCUUUUCUUCUUUUUUGUAAUACCUUUUUCUGGGUGGGGGAUAUGUUUGGAAGGUAAGAACUGGUAGGGUUUGUUUAACUCUUUUUUCUUUUUUUUUUAAAUUUUUCCUUCUUUUGUUGGAGUUGGAAUCUGUUAGGAGAUGGUUGAUGGGAAAGAUUAAAAAAAGCAAUCGUUCCCAAAUCUAAAUCU
Eucalyptus grandis is the source of this 1930-nucleotide messenger RNA. RefSeq names its product ethylene-responsive transcription factor WRI1. The record is from RefSeq and is a predicted model, not a curated record. Gene Ontology annotation, biological process: regulation of DNA-templated transcription. Lineage: Eukaryota; Viridiplantae; Streptophyta; Magnoliopsida; Myrtales; Myrtaceae. Gene Ontology annotation, molecular function: DNA binding; DNA-binding transcription factor activity.